This is a messenger RNA of Apodemus sylvaticus (European woodmouse), 3638 nucleotides long. RefSeq names its product G protein signaling modulator 1 (gene Gpsm1). The transcript is spliced from 4 exons. Lineage: Eukaryota; Metazoa; Chordata; Mammalia; Rodentia; Muridae. Gene Ontology annotation, molecular function: protein binding; GTPase regulator activity. Bases 1899 to 2399 code for a protein of 166 amino acids. The record is from RefSeq and is a predicted model, not a curated record.
GACAGAUGUGAACGUGACCACAGGGCCCUUCUUCCCUGUCUGCCUCUCCAGCCUGGAGACAAGGCAAGGCUGGGCCAGUGACUAAGGGAGGGAAAGCCGUAAGCGGCUGGGCCUUCUCCCUGGCCUGUGCGCCUAGGCGCUGAGGGCACCGAGCUCAGAACUGUUAGGUGUGCCUUGGGGAGGCCUCCUGGGCACCCAAGUGAGCCUUGCUGCAGGCAGCUUCUGUCUUUCUGUGGGGCAUCGGUUUCCACCUUUGUCACCAGUCUUCAGGUGACCUCUGUGUCCAGGCUUCUUUGUUGCCUUUCUGGGACCCUUGAGACCUGGCUGCCCUGGACUACGCAGCCUGCUCCGUAUGCUGUCUACACCUCAGCGGGUGCUUUCGGGUUCCAGAGUGGCUGGGUACAGGGAUAGGCCCAAACUCAAGGAACCCAGGUAGGGACCAGCUUGGGAGCCUGAGAAGUGUUAUAACCGGCAACCCCUUAAUGUGCCUCAGCGUCUAAGAGGCCUCCUGGGGAGUCUCCUAUGUUGCAAAGUGGUGGCCCUAGCUGAGGGAUGUGGGGUGUGGCUGCAGAAGGGUAGGAAGGCCCACAGGGCAGGUCCUAAGGGAACAGCCUCAGUGUUUGGGGCAGGACUGUGUGAGAGGAGGCACAUGCUCCAUCCAUGGGGAAUGGCAUCGUGUGGAGGGCAUGCUGGGUGGCCAUGUACGCUGUUGGCCCAAUAUAGGAAGGCCAGCAGAGAGCUAGCAUCUGCCCAGUGUCCUGUCAGGUCUGGGCAGGGCGGUGCCACCAACUCUACCUCAGCAUCCUGAUCAAAGCUAGACUGCAGACCUGAUAGGGGGUCGCUGUGGCCCAACAGGGUCCCGCUGUGCAUAGCCUGGAAGCUCAGGCCUUCUGGAGGCACUCAGCUUUCCUGAAAUAGUAGGCUGGGUAACUCAGUGGUCAGAUAAAAGACUGGUGGCCAGUGGGCAGAGGGCGGGGCCUGCCCGAGACCCAGAGAAGAGUCGGUAUUUAGGCACAAGAGUCUCUGUGCAGGGCACUCAGGUCCCGAGGCUCUAGAAAGUGGCGUCUAACACCCUCGCACUGCCACAGGCCCAGGUGGCUGUGCUGCAUAAGCCUCGGUUAUUCUUAGUGCCUGAGGCCCACCCCUCCUGCCAGGGCGGCUCCCUCCAAUUCCAACCCAGCCCACUUUCUUCCCAUCACAGGGAGCUAGGGAGGGAACACAUAGUCUCUUAUUCCUGGGCUCCGAGGAAGGUUGUGGUAGAGCCAAGAGGCCACCGUGCCAAUGCCAAGGGCUACCCAGGCCAGAACAGGAGUCAGUCUGGAGUGGCCUCAGGAGCAAAGCUGAUGGAAGAGACUGCUUCUCUAGGGGCCUAGCUUUAGCUUUGGAAGGAAGCCCAGGGGCCCAGGGGUUGGGUGGGAAAGGGCUUUCAAAUAAGCUGUCCACCCCCACAGCCUUUGGCAUGCCCACCCACAGGCCUCAAGGGGUGUGCUCUGUUGAGCUGGGGAAGCCAGCUCAGUGUUUACAGAAUGAGGGUGUGUGUGUGUGUGCGUGUGUGUGUGUGUGUGUGUGUGUGUGUAUGCACGCGCGCGCGCUUGUGAGCUGCAGCAGCGAGGGCGGGUACUGGGAGAGCCCAGCCUUCUCCCUGGCUGCUAUUUAAGCAUCAGGCGAAGCCCGUGGGUCCCGACAACAGCAGACGGGAGGCCCUUGGCACUUCAGGCAGGUGGUAGCAGCUGUGCCUGGCACCUUGGCAUCCUGCCUGGGCUGCACAUGGCCUGGCACCCGUACAGCUCCUGAUUGCUACGUCUGGAGGGAGCCUGUGAUCCUGCGGUAUUCCCAGGGCCCCGUCUUCUGACGAGGAGUGUUUCUUUGACCUGCUGAGUAAGUUCCAGAGCAGUCGUAUGGAUGACCAGCGCUGUCCCCUGGAGGAAGGCCAGGCUGCGGCUGCCGAGGCCACAGCUGCCCCAACCCUGGAGGACAGAGCAGCUCAGCCCUCUGUGACAGCUUCACCACAGACUGAGGAGUUCUUUGACCUCAUCGCCAGCUCCCAAAGCCGCCGGCUGGAUGACCAGAGGGCUAGCAUAGGCAGCCUGCCUGGGCUACGUAUCACUCUCAACAAUGUGGGGCAUCUCCGAGGCGACGGGGACCCCCAGGAACCGGGGGAUGAGUUUUUCAACAUGCUUAUCAAAUACCAGUCCUCCAGGAUUGACGACCAGCGCUGCCCGCCCCCUGAUGUGCUGCCCCGAGGCCCCACCAUGCCUGAUGAGGAUUUCUUCAGCCUUAUCCAGAGGGUGCAGGCGAAGCGGAUGGAUGAGCAACGUGUGGACCUUGCUGGGAGUCCAGAGCGAGAGGCCAGCGGGCUGCCUGACCCCCGGCAGCAGUGUCCGCCAGGGGCCAGCUAAGGCCUCACCCCUACAGCCAGCCAUACCCUACUCUGGACUCUGUAGGCUCACAGUUGUCCUCAGUGGCCAUGAUCCCCCAGUAAGCCAAAUCCUCCCACGGCCAUGAUGGAGAGCCAGCUCAGCCCAGCCCCUUCCCACUGAUCCAUGAUGGUGGGCACAAGGUCCCCCGCCCCAGGUGGUGGGCUCAGGCUAGAGCUGCUAUAUGGGGGAGGGCAUGCUUCUGUCCCCAUAUGAGCCACAGCUUCCUGCAGGCCCCGCCCUGCCCCGCCCUGCCCUGCCCCAGGCCGGGCCUUCAGCAUGUUGGCCCCAAGCCCUGGUGCUGUCCAGUCUUCUCCCUCAAGCCCUGCCCUGCCAAAUGUGAAACUCUGCCAACUCUCCCAAGCUCCCCAGAGGGGCUUCAAAGACAUCUUCUGGUAGGGGCUACAGUGGCAAGGCAACGUCUGUCCCCCCAGCUGGUCCUGGGAUGGCUAUGAAGGAGGUACACUCUGAUCUGCCUCACCGCCCCAGGGCAGGCGCUAUCCUGGCCUGGCUGUGCCCCACCCUGCUGAGGGAAAUUGGCAGCUGCAAAGUCCAGAUACCCUGACCUGGUAGUCCCCAGCCUUGCAUUUGGCCUUUGAGGAAAGAUGGGGCUUGCCCCGGCAGUGGGGAGAGGCAAGCCUCCAAGCCAAACGCAUCGGGUCUUGUCCUAGGAGUGCUGGCUGGCAGUGGACACUCACAACAGAUCUGCUCAGCUAGACCCUCCAGGCCUCUUAGUGAACAUCUCCCUUAUAUUACUAGGGAGAUGGUAUCUUGGCUUUCUCCCCAAGGAGGGAUCCCUAUCUAAAUUGGACACAAAGCACUGCAGUUGGGGUAGAGAUUCAGCAGGACUGCCAGGGCAUCCCUGAGAUAGACCUUUGGGGACCAUGGUUCUAGUUCUUGCCUACCGGUCCUAUAGCUAGCCCUGCUGGAGGGCUUGUACAACCUUCUAACCCAGGGCCUCUUAUCCUGUAGCCAGGAGGGGGCAGAGCAAGGGAAGCCGGGGACCCAACCUCUGAGAGGGAGAGGCAAUGAGUCUGAGGGCAGAGGCAGAUGCAGAUGCGAGAGCACAGGGUCUCGGGCGGGACACGACGGCCGCCCGCAUACUUGAAUGUACAUGCGUAUUUAUUGCUUACACGUGUUUGCCAUGUUGUUCACGGGUCCUUUCCAACCCGACAGGUACGUUUGUUUUCUUUUACCCAAAAAUAAAAGUCUGCCAAGUGA